AUAGGCAACCCAGACGCACGCAAGAUGACACUAGGAGGGAUAGGCGUAGAGAGAGGACUCCUCCCAGAGACGCGCCAGCAAAGGUGUCGGAAGCCCAUCAGCAACCCAUCCAUGGGGAUUUCAACACCAUCGCAGGAGGCUUCGCAGGUGGGGGAACUACCUCGGCAGCCUGCAAAAGGUACACUCGGUCAGUGUUGACGGUGUCGGAGUUCAGGCGACCAUCUCAACCUGAGAUCUCGUUCUCAGACGCGGAUUACGAAGGAGUAGCCCCUCAUGAGGAUGACCCCGUCGUCGUAUCGGCGAUUGUCAUGGGGUACAAUGUGAAGCGCGUGUUGAUUGACCAGGGAAGUUCCGCAGACAUUUUAUUCUGGGAAACCUUUGAGGGGAUGAAAAUACCUAACGACCGACUAAUUCCUUAUGCAGGGACUCUAGUUGGUUUUGCAGGAGACCAGGUCAUCGCAAGGGGAUACGCCAAUCUGGAAACGACCUUCGGCCAGGGAGCUCAGAUGAAGACGGUGCUCGUUCAGUAUUUGGUGGUCGAUGCUCAGUCAUCGUAUAGUAUACUGAUCGGCAGGCCGACUCUGAACAAGCUGGGAGCAAUAGUGUCUACUCCCCAUCUGAAGGUAAAGUACCCGUUGCCGAGUGGCGCUGUGGGGGUUCUCAAGGUGGACCAGGAGGUUGCCCGGAAAUGCUACGGGGAUAGUUUAAAGGCGCGAAGGCGACUGUACACUAAGCGGGUAGAGAGGGAAGUCCACUCUGUCGAACUGGAUCCUAGAAUGGGUCAGUUCGACCACCGACCCGCCCCAGCAGAAGACGUCAAAGAAGUGGAGGUAAUGGAAGGGAGAAAUGUGAAGAUAGGUACCUCUUUGACUCCCGAAGACGAAGAGAAAUUGGUGACGAUCCUAAAGGACAAUGUGUCGGCAUUCGCAUGGCACUCCAGCGACAUGCCUGGAAUUGAUCCAAAUUUCUUGUGCCACAAGCUAGCCAUAGACCCUAGCGCGAAGGCAGUGAUCCAGAAGAGAAGGAAGUUUGGUGAGGAAAAACGAAGGGCUAUCGCGGAAGAGACGCGGAAGUUAGUGAUGGCAGGACACGUCCGAGAAAUCCAAUAUCCGACCUGGUUGGCAAACGUAGUCAUGGUGCGCAAGAGCAGCGGGAAGUGGAGAAUGUGUACGGACUUCACCGGCCUUAACAAGGCCUGCCCAAAAGACUCGUACCCGCUGCCGAACAUAGACUGCCUGGUGGAUGGAGCAUCGGGAUACGAGUUGCUAAGCUUCAUGGAUGCCUACUUGGGGUACAACCAAAUCCGAAUGCAUCCCGCUGAUGAGGACAAGAUGGG
Cajanus cajan (pigeon pea) is the source of this 1336-nucleotide messenger RNA. Lineage: Eukaryota; Viridiplantae; Streptophyta; Magnoliopsida; Fabales; Fabaceae. The record is from RefSeq and is a predicted model, not a curated record.